UUGUCGAUCAAGUGUGAAGGAUAUAAGCCAUGUAGUUGGUAAAAUAUCUUAUUACGGGGUUAUCAGAGACAUUAUUUUACUAGAUUAUCAUAGUUUUAAAAUUCCUAUGUUACAUUGUGAUUGGGCAAAUAUAGAUAGUGGAGUCAAAAGUGAAGAAGGAUUUACCUUGAUAAAUCUUCAUAAAGGACAACAUCAAUUUGAAAGAGAUCCAUUUAUUUUAACUUCACAAGCAAAACAAGUUUUUUAUUCUAAAGAGAGCGAUACAUCUAAUUGGUAUAUUGUAUUAAAGGCACCUCCCAGAGGAUUUCAUGAGUUAGAAAAUUUUGAUGAGGAGGCUUAUACUCCAUCCACUUUAGAUGCAAAUGCAUUAAGACUUGAUAUAACUGUUGAAGAUGAAGGUUAUGUAAAAUAUGAUUGUGAUGGCAUUGAUAUUGAACAUGAUGCAAACGAUGAAAGCUGAGUUUUGUUGAUGCUUUUGUCCACACGAGUGAAAUAAGAUGACAUAUCAUGGUGAAUCCUCUAAUCAAGGCUACAAGAAGUCAAAACGAGCUAAAAAAGCUUUAAAUGUUGUUGCCACAAGAGAAGAGAAUGAAAGGAUAAGAAUAUCAGAAGGAGGUUCUAAUUCUGUUCAAAACAUACAAGUUAAUGAUGUGCAACAUGAUGUAGAAGUGCUGCCUAAUAGUGCUAGUACUACUGAGAAAGGAAAGAAGAGAAGGGGUCGAGCAAAAUUGAAUUAUCUCAACAAGGGAAAGGGCGCGAAAUUACCAGAGAGUUUAAUGAAAGAGGGCAGCCAAUUUGUAAAGGUUCAACUAAGUUAUCAUCAUUUAUUGGGACUACAACUAGAGAACUUAUACCAAUUACAUGGAAAAAUUGGAAAGAUAUCAGCAAAAAUUUUCUUGAUGACACAUGUUAGUGCAGAAAAUAUAUCAUGCAAAAAAUGGGAAAGAUUUGGCAAGAUCAUCGAUCUAAUGUGCUUAAAGUAAUCAAUGAAAGAGGAACAAAAAAUGGGAAAGAUUUGGCAAGAUCAUCGAUCUAAUGUGCUUAAAGUAAUCAAUGAAAGAGGAAAAACAAUUGGCAUAACACGAGCUGCUGCUCUCCUCAAGCUCGAUAAUGUUGAAUCAAUGGAAGAAUGGCAAGCAUUUGUCAAAGAACACAAUUCUCAACCGUAUAAGG
Messenger RNA from Olea europaea var. sylvestris, 1173 nucleotides. RefSeq lists its product as uncharacterized. NCBI's taxonomy places the organism in Eukaryota, Viridiplantae, Streptophyta, Magnoliopsida, Lamiales, Oleaceae. The transcript is spliced from 4 exons. Bases 498 to 983 code for a protein of 161 amino acids. The record is from RefSeq and is a predicted model, not a curated record.